UAUGCUAUGUGGCAACGCCACGAAUUCGCGCGUGAAUAAAACACUAUUAUUAAUAAUUAUAAAUUUAAGUUGUUGAAGAGAACUAAGACAAUGCCUGCGGUGGAGAAGUGCGUGAUCAUCGACUGGAAGCGCCUGUGGCAGAUGGUCUCCGGAAUUCACUAUGAGACGCCUCAAGACACAGUGCGUGAGGAGCUUAUGAACGUGGCCACCGAACUUCAGGCUGGUGUGCAUCAGUUCAAGCAGAAAAGUGCAUCCAACGUUCAGCUGGCCACGUUGCUCAAAGAGAAGAAACAAGACAAGCUGCUGCCCUUCACUGAGCGAUUGCAGGAUCUGCUGGAUCUGGAAUCCUCCCAGUGCUGGGAGAUUCUUUGCUACUACCUCACGAAGGAGUACCGCGGAUCGGCGAAUCUCCUUACCCAGCUGAUCUCCACAGAGACCAACAUGGCAAAGCUACACGAGGACAUCCGCCAUUAUUACUCCCUAGAACGCAUGAUUGUUCUUAAGAUUGUUAAAAACCUUAUUGUCUUCCACCGUGUACCGAAUCAUCCCUACCACCAGGAAUAUCGUGCUGUGGUGGAGAAGAUCACCCUCGCCCGUCUAAGAGAUUCAUACCUAGACCAACUGGAAAGCUUGAUCAGCGAACUUCCACCCAGAAAGCUGAUGGCGGGCGAGUGCUUCCACUCUAUGGAGCGACUUGUUGCGUGGUCGGAGAGAAACGCCCGCGAGAUCAACGAAGUGCUGCACAUUCUGCUGUUGCUGGCGGAAUACUUACCCAUGGGAUUGGAGCACAUCAAAAGAAUAUUCGCCGCCUGCAAGCAACACUCCUUUGGAAAGAUACAGAAUUAUAUGGAUGAAAGCCAGCCAUAUCAUCAAGAGCUAAUCCGCAGCUUAGCCUACUCAGAGCUAAUGUUAAUUUUGAAAUGCCUGGACUUUCAGAAUCCCGAGGAGCACGCCAAUCUCAUCGAAAAACUUAUAGAGGAUUUGCAGGUUGACAUUUCUACUAUGCACCACCGACCGGAGCACGGUCCAUUGCUUCUGGUUUGGAUGCUGCUCCGCCUGCGAGGCACCAAUGAUGCCGACGACGCUUCCAGUUUGCUCCGUUGUCGGCAGUUGGGCAAGAGAGCCGUGGAUCUGAAGUGCUUUGUCCAACUCCACCUAGUUGUAAGGCAUACCAUGUACGCCGAUGACUCCUCGUUGUCGCGAAUUGUACGCAAGACCAUCUAUAACCAGUUGGGAUACAUGUGUAAUCUGUUCGAUGGCGAUGGCAGUUGUGGCCGAUAUGAGGGCAUCUACGAGCUACUCUGCGAACUUGUCUCAUGGCCACAUUUAGCCAAAGACUUUUGCAGUCGAGAGGAUGAUGGACCGCGGUCGCUGUAUAAAACGCUUUUGGAGAACUUCCCUCUAGAUUUUACACAUCUGUCGAAACUGGCUGAAUCACUAACUAAAGCAGGUCAAGGAAACUACAUAAAAAGUCAGCUAGAAUCGCUGCCUAUACUGGCCCUACUUUACGAUGAAAAUCAACACAAACUCAGAGAAGUUGACACAGAUGAAUUUGAGCUUAUAGCCAGUGUUCGCCCCUUUCCGCGGAUUGACUUUACCAUACCCGCAGGAACUAGUUGCACUGCCAUCCAACAUCCAUCUGGCUGCUUUAUGCACUUUCGCACCCAGGUAAACUUCUUCGAUACAUUGCACCAUGAGAUUAAUUGUCUGCUGCGAGAAACCGGUCACUUACAUGGUGAUUUUGAAUCAAGCGAACGCAUUCGUCGCGUGGAAGCAGGCUUGAGAUUUUUGGAAAGUGCCGUAAAGCUCAGUAAAUCGGUUUCCGGCAUAAGCGCCGAGAUGGUGCAUCCCACCGAGAUGUGCGUCGAUCUGUUGCACAAGUUCAAAAGUGUACAAUCCCCGCCAGUUGGCCUUCUGUCCAGCUGUCUUAAUGUCUGCACCGCCUUGCUACCGCUUGUAGACGAGGAGAUAUUUUCGAGAAUCAGUAACCUCCACAUCCUGCCGACAGUUGGCCAAGGAGCCCAAUGCGACUUCAAGUUGUAUGCCAACGCUAGAGGCGUGGGUUUUGAGUCACGAUUCCUCGGCUCCCUCAUUGAUAAUGUGGAAAAGAAGAGUGAGCGAUACGAGUUCCUGCUUUCUUACAUCAAUUUCUUGCGCACAUACACCAAGUUGAAAAGGAAUCGUCAUAUGCAGGUGGAAAUUCCGGGUCUCAUUUUCCUGCUGAGGGACGUUUUUCCACACCUGCACACCUGGCACUUCCGUUCUCAGUUGGAGAGAAACAAGAUCUAUUUCGAGGUUCUUAGCUAUAUAUGCGAUAUCUUGGACUUAUUUAACACCAAUACAGAAUCUACGUGCAAACAGAGCGAACUCUUGCUACAGGUGUGCGUAUAUUCGCUUCUGAAUUUGGAUAAUGGUGUGAUUCUUUUAAGAUUCGUUGGCGUGGGCAAUGCUUAUGUGCAGUACACAAUGGAGCUUGAAACGAAUUGGAUGCAGCAGCAGCCACACGGCUUGAUGAUGCUAGUACGUUUGUCUAUGCGCAUUCUGAUGCAGGUGCUUCGACUAAAGGACAAGGUAUAUGGUCACAGCGAUAACCUCUCUCCACUGGAGGCGUUGAUAUACACACAGCCCAAACAGCGAGAUACCCUGCGAAUCAUUCCCACAGUCUGCAGCUAUAUGGGCAACAUAUUUGAUAGGUGGCUACCGAUUCUGUCUUGCCGCCUGUUGAAGAGAAUCGCCCUGGAGUUCAACAUGUCUCUAUUGGCCUGUUUGGACAUGGAGGCGGAUCAAAUCCGCUUGACAUUCAUGCAGAAAUUGCCUGAUGAGUUAGAGAGCGAUUCUAUCAAGCUGGCUAUCUUGGAGCUAGUGGAUGCUUGCAUUGCCAAGCAACCGGGUGUCACCGAGGCCUUCUUUAAAGUAAACUACUCUCAGGACAAACGCUCGCGCUCCUUCUUUGGCAAGGAGUGUGUUCCCAAUAUUGGAGAGAGCAUUGUCACUUAUAUGAGAGAGUUUCUGGAUGCUCUUCAAGUGGAGCCACUGACAAUUCAGCAGGCGUUGCCCACUAAGAUCAUGAACAUCUUCCACUCGCUUUGGAAGCAUAAUCUUCAGAUGCUAGUAGACGAACUGCAAAAGGACAAACAGUUUUGGCAAAAAUUCUGCUCGCCGCUCUUCACCGAACUUCAGCCGAAUGUAAGGAUCUAUACCCAGCUUCUGAAUAUCAUAUCUAUUGAAAUUUACAUGGGAACUGGAAACAAUGCCGCUCUUUUGGAAGUUAUGACUAAGUUCUUCCAACCAAAGUACUUUGGUCCGUGGCUAAAUUAUGUAUUUAACAUGCCAAAGGUUCCGGCUGUAAAUAAUUUGAGUUCCACUGACGAGCUGCCCGACUGGAUUUGCUGCCUGCAGGCAUUCAAAGAUCUUAUCAUAAUUAUUCUAAAGAAGCAGCCUAAGUUCAUGACUAUACCAGAAUCGCAGUUCAAGCUACUGGCACAAAAGACUCUUAAAGUCCUGGUUGAUCGGUCACACUAUCUGGAGGACAUGCGACCCUUUAUAAUGUUGGCUGAACUGUACGUCUUCCUUCUACUCCAGUUCAAGCACUCGUACACAAACACCGUUGAGGAAGAACAGGAACUGAUGGAGUUGCUGUUGCAGCUAAUGAGCCGCAUAUGCUCAUGUUAUGAGGAUCAACAUGUAAGAGCCAAAGAGGCCUGUCUGGCGAUUGUUACCAAGUGCACACAUCUUUACACCGACCUGCUCAUCCGGGACUCAUCAAUCGCCCUACGUUUCCUUAACUCCGUUGUGAGCAUUAUCUGCACUGAGCUACAGCACAUGGAGAAUUCGGUGUGCCUGGAUAAAUCACACCCUCUGAAUAAUUCGGAAAGUUCAGAUAGCAAAGCUUCGACGAACUCGCUGAUCCUGUGUCUCAAUCUUCUAAAGGCUGUGGCUACCAUAUUCCACAACGAUGGUCCCGGAAAUUGGGAUCUCCCUUUUGUGUCGGUUCGGUUGUUCCAACGGCUCGUGUGCUGCGUCUCCAAAACUCUACCCCUGUUUAGCAAACAGGUUCUUAGUGUCCAACUGCUGGAUGUGCUCAUCGUGUUCGCGAAAGGCCACUGCUCCGUGGAGUUCCUACAUUGCGAUUUAGGAGAGUAUUUGUGGCUAAAUCUAUUGCCACCGAGGGAACUUCUGCAGUCUAAGAAUGAAUUUACUAAGCCAAUACCGGCGGAUGCAGAACGUUGGACUGUGGAGCAGUGGUGGCCUGUGUAUGCCAGGGGUAUAGAGUUCGUUACCAUCAUCUACGAAAAGCACAAGAAAUGCUUCCUGCAUCAGGCUUUUCAGUUUGUUGGUAUCCACUCUGCUUACCUGGAGGACGCGCUCUUGUUGAGCAAACAAUCCCUGGAGCCGGCAGCCAUGCAGUUAAUAAAGGCAGCUGUUACCCUAGUUGCUAGUCUUACGGAGCAUCAUAAAGAGUGGAAGCAGGACCAUGGUCUGUCGCUCUGUAAUAUAAUGCGUGCAGUUCAAGGCUUGCUAUGCCACAGCUCAUCCCUGUUCCACCAGCAAAGAAACUUAAAAUGUCUCUUAGCUGGACGACGCUCGCAACUGGAAAUCCUGCGCAGCAUCGAGGCCAUAACUAUAGACGAUGAACUCAUCCAAGCCUGCAACGACCUCACGGAUAUAAUUAUUUUCUGCGUAAAGUCAUUGCUGAGAUUCAGUCCUGAUUUGAUGGAAUUGCUGUGCUGCAGUGUAUAUGAGCCCUCCAAAUACUCAGCUUUGCUAGAUGUUAAGUUUGGAGCACCCAAACUGAACGAAGAAAACAUGACGCUGACUUUUGGAAUUAUCCUCAACUUGGUUAACAUAUACGUAAAGGCUUUGAAUAUGCAAAACCAUGGUUUUAGUGAGGUGCCUCUAAAUUCACUGCUCAAUGUGGAGCACUCCGGGGAUAACGAUGAAACUGACGCCUGUUUAGGAAACCAAACGAACCGAACGUUCUCUAAAUCCCUUUCUACUGCCUCGAUUUCGUCCGCCAGCUGUCCAGCCAGUGAACUGCUUUCCAACAUGGACGGGCAGCUUUGUUUGCUGGCUUUGGAGCACCUGCUUAUGCUGGUGGCUUCGCAGGCCAUCUAUAUAAUCCGCUCUCCCAAUCUGGAAUCGCGCUGGAAGCAAAUAGUACGCCGGGACAUCAGUAACGAGCUGGUGAUCUUCAAUGAGUUUGUGCGACGGAAGGUGGUUUUGGACUUCAAGGAAAACAGGAGCCCAUGGCUUCGACGCAAGCAUGGGCACUACAAGCUUAAGUUCUCGGAUCCAGCGAAGAGCUCGCCCAGCUCAUCUCGAAGCUCGGACAUUGUGCGUCGCAGUAAUACAAAUACUAAUGAACUGCGAGUCAAUGUGGUUCGCAGACUUCACCUGCAGCAGCAGCAAAGAACUCCACCGCCGCACAACUUUGACAUGAGCAGCGAACUUAGUCCCAUAGCGGCGAUUCAAGGUACAGCCAUGUCAUCGGCUCUAGAUCACAGGGAUAGUCGGAAGCGCUUGUAUCCGGCUCAGCAGGCGGGAGAGGCCUUCUUGGAGGACGAACUGGCCGCUAUCGACCUGCAGUACUUCCCACCGCCCUCGGACAAUGGUUAUUGCGAGUUGUCGCAAGUUCAGAUGGUGGAAGAGGACUACCUCCAGCUGAUGUCGGCCCUUUUUAAUGUAAUGCCACAUUGCGACUGAGCUAUUUGUUUCCUAUUUGAUUGUUAAGUGGCCUAAGGGUAUUUGAAUAAAGUUUGUACGCAUAA
Messenger RNA from Drosophila eugracilis, 5768 nucleotides. RefSeq names its product nucleoporin Nup188 (gene Nup188). The record is from RefSeq and is a predicted model, not a curated record. Gene Ontology annotation, biological process: protein import into nucleus; RNA export from nucleus. Gene Ontology annotation, cellular component: nuclear pore inner ring. Gene Ontology annotation, molecular function: structural constituent of nuclear pore. The coding region runs from base 91 to 5703 and encodes 1870 amino acids. The transcript has 8 exons. NCBI's taxonomy places the organism in Eukaryota, Metazoa, Arthropoda, Insecta, Diptera, Drosophilidae.